AUGAAAGUCAACGACACCGCGGUCGACUCGCAUCCGAUGAUCCUCACAUCUUGUACAAAACGUGGACCUGUAGUGAUCGCAAGACUGGUCUCAAUUUCACAUUAUGAAUGGACGUUGUUAGAUAUCCCCACGCUGGUACGAAAUCGGUGUGGCAGAAGUUGGGACCUAUCUCAGUUGCCGCAUCCUCCCUCACCCAUCACCGAUGUUGCAUUUUGUACACAUCUUUGUGAAGAAGAUUUUACUUGCUAA
This is a messenger RNA of Dicrocoelium dendriticum, 249 nucleotides long. The record is from the annotation of a GenBank genome assembly. NCBI's taxonomy places the organism in Eukaryota, Metazoa, Platyhelminthes, Trematoda, Plagiorchiida, Dicrocoeliidae.